AGCUUCAAGCACGUGGUCAGAGAAAAGUAUCAAAAUUCCUUGUUGCUAUUUCACCCCUGCGCGCGUGCGCAUCUAAACAGAGCCAGGAGACGUGUUGUGAAAGACUCGAAGAGCUUGUUCUUCGCAUGAUUUAUUGGGACUGGCGGUUGUCCCGGGAGGGUCACAUAUUUUGUGAGGAUGGACGUGCAAGAUUAUGAUGAAUUGACUGCCUUCCUAGGGGCGUGGGGUCCUUUCCAGAAAACAAUAUUCUUCUUGCUGAGUGUCAUCAUCAUCCCGAACGGUUACACUAGUCUGUGUAUGGUGUUCGUGGGAGACACCCCGCAGCACCACUGCCGCCUGCCCGACUCUCCAAAUAGCACCUUCGAAGAAAGUAAGUCUUCUCCGAACCUGAGUCUACGGAUCCCUAUUGAAGAAAGGGAUGGUGAGCAAGUGUACAGUCGGUGCACCAAAUUCAAAACUAUUAUAGGAGACCGCUCCAGUGACACAGCACGUGAAAUAGAGCCCUGUAUUAACGGCUGGGUGUACAGUACAGACAGGUACAUCUCUACUAUUGUCAGUGAGUGGAAUCUUGUUUGUGAUGAUAAGUGGAAAGGACCAUUCACAGCAUCAGUAUUUUUCUUGGGCAUGCUGUGUGGAUCAUUCAUCUCUGGACAAAUUUCAGACAGGUACGGGCGAAAACUCAUUCUGUUUGUAUCCAUGACUGUGCACACUGGCUCCAGCCUUCUCCUCGUGACCUCUCAGAGCUGGGAGAUGUUUGCUACCUUGUUCUUCAUUGUUGGCCUUGCCCAAAUUGCACGGUACAUAGUGAUGUUCAUUUUGGGAAGUGAACUUCUUGGCAAAGCUGAAAGGAUAGCUUUUGGAACCGUUGGCCUCUGCCUGUUUUAUGCAGUGGGUUAUGUUGUUCUACCGAUUUUUGCGUAUUUUAUCCGGGACUGGCGGAUGUUAUUGGUGGCUUUAUCGCUUCCACAAAUCCUUUAUAUUCCUCUUUGGUGGUUCAUACCAGAAUCUCCAAGAUGGCUGCUCUCCCAGGGUCGAGUGGAAGAGGCAACAGUGAUUUUAAAAGCUGCUGCUAAAAGAAAUGGCAUUACAACAACUGCUGAGAUAUUUGAGAAUAUAGGAGACCGAGAAUCCAUUGUAAUGAACCAUUGA
Molecule: messenger RNA, 1149 nt
Organism: Rhincodon typus (whale shark)
Lineage: Eukaryota; Metazoa; Chordata; Chondrichthyes; Orectolobiformes; Rhincodontidae
Product: solute carrier family 22 member 5-like
Exons: 6
Coding region: 178-1149 (323 amino acids)
Biological process (GO): transmembrane transport
Cellular component (GO): membrane
Molecular function (GO): transmembrane transporter activity
Source: RefSeq, a predicted model, not a curated record